This is a messenger RNA of Pungitius pungitius (ninespine stickleback), 1786 nucleotides long. RefSeq names its product ion channel TACAN-like. The record is from RefSeq and is a predicted model, not a curated record. Bases 147 to 1166 code for a protein of 339 amino acids. Gene Ontology annotation, biological process: fat cell differentiation. The transcript is spliced from 12 exons. Gene Ontology annotation, cellular component: membrane. NCBI's taxonomy places the organism in Eukaryota, Metazoa, Chordata, Actinopteri, Perciformes, Gasterosteidae.
AGUUCACUUAAUGCAAUAAACACUCCACUGGGAUCCGACACACACCCUGAGGAGACACAUUUCAGCAUGGCCUUUUGUGCAAGACAUUAUUCUCAGUGUGUCUGGAUCCACUCGCGGUGUUGUAUGAAAGAUUAAACAUUCACAAAAUGCCUCGAGAUUUAGGAGUCGUUCUGGAGGAGUGGAAAUGUCUGGAAGAAGAGUAUCAACAACUUCUGGAGACGCACAGACUCUACUUACAGAAAUUGGAGGAAAUAUCCAAACUACAAAAAAACUGCUCUUCCACCAUUUUAAGUCAGCGCAGCAAACUGAAGGAUUUGUCCCAACUCGUGAAAAAAUGCAGCAAAGGAUCAUUAGAGGAAGAUGCCAAGACCUUGGAUGGAAUAAAUGAGAAAAUAAAGACGCGACCAAAUUCUUUCUUUGAGAUGGAAGCUUUCCUUCCCAAUAAAAACGGGUUGUACCUCAGUCUAGUUCUUGGAAAUGUGAAUGUGACUCUUCUCAGCAAGCAGUCAAAAUUUUCCUACAAAGAUGAAUACGAGAAGUUCAAGCUUUGCCUCACAGUUAUCCUGCUGCUGUUCUCCUUCAUGUGUUAUUUCUUCACAAACUACAGAUUCCUUGAUGCAAUCCUCAAUUUCCUACUUGUGUGGUACUAUUGUACAUUAACACUCAGGGAAAGUAUCCUCAUCACAAACGGCUCCAGAAUCAAAGGAUGGUGGGUUUUCCAUCACUACAUCUCAGCGUUUCUGUCCGGUGUAAUGUUGACAUGGCCAGAUGGUGACCUGUACAAGACAUUCAGGAACCAGUUCCUCGCCUACUCCUUGUAUCAGAAUUUUGUUCAGUGUCUGCAGUGCUAUUAUCAGAGCGGAUGUCUGUACAGGCUACGAGCGCUGGGAGAAAGACACAACAUGGAUCUGACCGUGGAGGGAUUUCAGUCGUGGAUGUGGAAAGGGCUGACUUUUCUGUUGCCCUUCCUGUUUUUCGGUCAUUUCUGGCAGCUCUUCAAUAGCAUUUCUCUCUUCAGAAUGUCUCGGCUCCCAGACUGUAAGGAAUGGCAGGUCUGGAUGUGUGGUCUCUGCUUCCUCAUUCUGUUCAUGGGAAACUUCUUCACCACUGUUGCUGUGGUCCGUCACAAGGUCAAGAGCAGGAUUCGCAAACCGAAGAGUCUGUAAUAGCACUUUUGUUGUCAUUUCAUUAAAUGCUAAUUAAAUGCUAUGCUAUUACGCAACCCACUUAUUAAAAGCCUUGGCAAAUCAUUAUAAAAAAAACAUGCACGACAGUAACAAUGGACAUGUGUUAUCUCUUGGUGUUGAACUUGUACAAUACUUAUUUCCUUUUUGUGUUACUUUGCACUUUUAACCCAUUAAAUUACAGGCUGAAAUAUAUCUUUCUUCACAACAUUUAUCUGGAAGCAAUAAAAAAUUAUUUUGCAUGUAUAAAACCUGUGAUGAUUCAAUAAAAUGGGUUUGUAUGUUUUCAACUGCCAGGGAAUUAAAUUCAUUAUAAUAAUAAUAAUACAAUAUAUUAAAACGCUGACAGGCAGUGGUUGAAGAAAUGUUUUGAAGAUUAUAUACUAUACUCAAAUUACUUUUACCACAGCUUUAACUAUGCCAGAUUAAAUAGACUUAGUGCAGGGAUCUUAGCGACAGUCUGUACUUUACCGUUAAAAAGUAAAACUCAUUUUGUUUAAUUCUCAGUGUCAGUGUUGUAUCGCCGCAUAUAAUUUCAUUUUUAAUAUUGAUGCAUUAUUAUUUACUCAAUUCUUUAAUGUUGUACUUGUACUGGGUCAUUU